This is a messenger RNA of Zootermopsis nevadensis, 4443 nucleotides long. It is a transcript of the gene sno, whose product is annotated as Protein strawberry notch. Lineage: Eukaryota; Metazoa; Arthropoda; Insecta; Blattodea; Termopsidae. Gene Ontology annotation, biological process: regulation of DNA-templated transcription. Gene Ontology annotation, molecular function: chromatin DNA binding; histone binding. The record is from RefSeq and is a predicted model, not a curated record. Gene Ontology annotation, cellular component: nucleus.
CUAAUGCUGAAUGAGAAAAUUAAACAUCUACAAGCUGUCACAUCUAGCGGCUGUGAAUUCUGGGAUGUAAAUCAAGAUGGCGGGAGCAAGCAGCAAAUAAAAGAGGAAAAGAGUCCGCGCGGUCAUAAAAUGCCUCGUCCUAAAAGAUCGGUAACCAGAAAGGUGAACUACACUGAUGUCAGUGACAAAGAAGAGAGUUCCCCAGAAUCAGGGAGUGAUUUUGAUGAUGAUGAGGAUCCUGAUAAGAUAGAAGUUCCAGGAGGUGGGAAGGACCUAGCAACUGCAGCAUCCAUCAGCACAUUGAAAGAAGAACCAAAAGAUGGAAAAGUGAAGAUGGAAGACACAAGUGUAUAUUUCACUUCAGCAGCCGGUACAAAUGCAGCAUCGAACCUUCCUAGCAAGAUCCCAGGAGGCUUGGUCACCAAAGGCAACUCAACUCUUGGCUAUGAGAAGGUCCGAGUCGGCGGAUCUGGACAGACUCCAUUUCCUUUCCCACCGCAGGGUAUGUUCGGUGGAAUGGGAGGACUGGGAGGUAUGGGAGCGAUGGGCUUCUUUCCCGGAAUGGCAGGGAUGCCACAGCACACCCUGAAUCCUGCCCAGUUGUUCCAGCAGACACUGGACAUGGGUGCCUUCAACCCCAUGAAUAUGAACAUGAAUCUGGGUCACAUGGCUGCCAUGAACCCUUUUCUUCUGGGUCAGAAUGGGGCAUUACUCAACCACCUUCUUGGUCAAUCUGGAAUGAAUGCAGCCAUGCAUCAGGGCUGGGCUGGUGGCCUCUCGGGAAAGACGGUGUCACAGUUGUGGAUGAAUGAUGAAAGUAAGCUUAACCCUUUAUCUACUGUGCAGGAAGAGGAAGAAGUAGAUGAUGAAGACAUGGGUGUGGCCGAGACGUACGCUGACUACAUGCCGAGCAAAUUGAAACUAGGUAAGAAGCACCCUGAUCCAGUGGUGGAGACUGCAUCGCUGUCAAGUGUCGCCCCCACGGACGUGUGGUACAAGAUGUCGCUGCCUGAGGAAACGAUGACAACGGGAGCAUUGUCUGCCCUGCAGUUGGAGGCCAUCACAUAUGCUUCUCAGCAGCAUGAGCACUUCCUACCUGAUGGGAGUCGUGCUGGCUUCCUCAUUGGUGACGGUGCUGGUGUCGGGAAGGGACGAACAAUUGCUGGUGUGAUAUUUGAGAAUUAUCUGAAGGGGCGCAAGAGAGCAAUCUGGGUAUCCGUGUCCAAUGACCUGAAGUACGACGCUGAGAGAGACCUACGUGACAUUGGGGCCUCAAAGAUAGAAGUUCACCCUCUCAACAAGUUCAAGUAUGCCAAAAUUUCUUCAGCUGUCAAUGGAAAUGUGAAGAAAGGUGUGAUUUUCUCAACUUACUCUGCGUUAAUUGGAGAAUCUACGCAGUCAGGUGGGAAGUACAAGACGCGGCUGAAGCAGCUACUGCAGUGGUGUGGGGAAGAUUUCGAUGGACCAGUUGUGUUUGACGAGUGUCACAGAGCCAAGAACCUGUGCCCUGUGGGCUCUUCAAAGCCCACGAAGACGGGUCUGACUGUGUUGGAGUUACAGAACAAGCUGCCGAAGUGUAGAGUAGUUUAUGCAUCUGCUACCGGUGCUUCAGAGCCUCGCAAUAUGGCUUACAUGACGCGCCUGGGCAUCUGGGGUGAAGGCACGCCUUUCUCCGAGUUUGCAGAUUUCAUCUCUGCUGUGGAAAAGAGAGGUGUGGGUGCCAUGGAGAUCGUUGCUAUGGACAUGAAGCUUCGAGGGAUGUACAUUGCAAGGCAGUUGAGUUUUCAUGGUGUUGCCUUUAAAAUAGAAGAAGUGGGAUUAUCAAAAGAAUUUGUUAAAGUGUACGAUGAGUCAGUCAAGUUGUGGGUUGAGGCCAUGCAGAAGUUCCAGGAAGCUGCUGAACUGGUGGAUGCAGAGAACCGCAUGAAGAAGACAAUGUGGGGGCAGUUCUGGUCCUCACAUCAACGCUUCUUUAAGUACCUGUGUAUUGCAGCAAAAGUGAACCACGCUGUUGUUACUGCAAGGGAGGCUGUGAAAUGUGGAAAGUGCGUAGUGAUCGGUUUGCAGUCAACAGGCGAGGCACGUACCCUGGAACAGCUAGAGCGAGAUGAUGGGGAGCUCUCUGACUUUGUGUCCACUGCAAAAGGUGUCCUGCAGGCACUAGUGGAAAAGCAUUUCCCUGCUCCAGAUCGCAACAGAAUUCACCGGCUCCUUGGGUUGGAUCCUCCUCGCAAGUCUGAUUUAGGAAAAAUCAGUAACAAUGGUGAUGCUGAUGGGGAGGCGGGAGGUUCAAGUGGCAAACGGAAACCAGUUCGACAGGCAGCUCAGCGAGCAUCGAAGAGGGUCAAGAUGUCUUCUUCAGAAGAGUCGGACUCUGAGUCGGAAAAGGACGGCAGCAGUUCUGGGUCAGAAUUCAAACUGUCUGGCUCUGAUUCUGCAGAAAGCGACAGUCCUUCAGAAGACAGCAAUGCUAGCUCCGAUUUCAAUCCUUUCUACUCGGACAGUGACUCAGAUGCAGAUCCAUGGGACAGGCGCAAGAAAAAGGGAAAGAAGCACAAGUCAUCAAAGAAGGGUCAGUCAACGCAGGAUAAAAUUAAUUCCCUUCUGGCACGUAAAGCCUCUCGCAAAGGGAAGCGUAACGGUAAUGGAAACAGUAGUGGUGGUGAGAGAGCGCCCCCGCCUCCUCCUCGUGAUGCCAUUGAGCGGGCGUGCAAGAUGAAGGAGGAGCUCCUUCAGCACAUAGAAGAACUUGGGGAUAAACUGCCAUCGAACACGCUUGAUCAGCUCAUUGAUGAGCUUGGUGGACCUGAGAAUGUGGCUGAGAUGACUGGUAGAAAGGGCAGAGUGGUCCAGACUGAGGACGGCAUCCAGUAUGAAUCCCGUUCGGAAGUCGACGUUCCUCUGGAGACGUUGAAUUUAACAGAGAAACAGAGGUUUAUGGAUGGUGAGAAGGAUGUGGCCAUUAUCUCCGAGGCUGCAUCCAGUGGAAUCUCUCUGCAGAGUGACCGACGUGCCCGCAACCAGAGACGUAGAGUGCACAUCACACUAGAGUUGCCUUGGAGUGCUGAUCGAGCAAUCCAGCAGUUUGGGCGAACCCACCGAAGUAACCAGGUGAAUGCCCCUGAGUACAUCUUUCUGAUCUCCGAUCUCGCAGGCGAGCGGCGAUUUGCAUCCAUUGUUGCUAAAAGGCUGGAGAGUUUGGGGGCACUGACGCAUGGAGACCGUCGAGCGACAGAGACGAGGGACUUAUCAAGGUUUAACAUUGAUAACAAGUAUGGAAGAGCUGCUCUUGAAGCCACAAUGAAGACCAUUAUGGGCUAUGAGGCCCCCCUUGUCCCACCACCACAGGAUUAUAAGGGUGACUUCUUCAAAGAUGUAGCAGAUGCGCUGGUUGGCGUGGGGCUGAUAUGUAACAGCGAGAACAUGCCAGGUGUACUGAUGCUGGACAAGGACUACAAUAACAUGAGCAAGUUCCUGAACAGGAUCCUGGGCAUGCCAGUGGACCUGCAGAACAGGCUGUUCAAGUACUUCACUGACACGCUAAAUGCCAUCAUCACACAGGCCAAGAAGUCUGGCCGUUUUGACAUGGGCAUCCUUGACUUGGGCACUGCAGGUGAGAAUGUGAAGCGUGUGAAAAUGUACACGUUCCUGAGGAAACAUGCAACAGGUGUGGCUACCACAGAACUGCACAUAGUUCAUGUGGAGAGGGGAAUGAGCUGGCAGGAAGCCAUGGACCAUUGGGGACAGUUGACAGGCUCAAGGGAGGGCUUCUACCUGUCUCACCAGAUCCGUAAUGGAAAGCAGACUGCAAUCCUCGCAGUGGCUGUCGAAAGUGCCAAGGGAAAGAAAGAUGCAGAGAAGAAUAAAAAGGACCAGUUCUACACCAUCUACAGGCCCAACACAGGACUACAGUUGAGACAAGAAACAUUAGGUGAGCUGGAGAAGAAAUACAAGAAGGUAUCGACUGAUGAAGCGGAGUCGCAUUGGACCCAACAGUACGAUUCCUCUGUCACUACUUGUUCCCAUGCUUACUGGCGCGGCAACUGUAAGAAUGUUACGAUGGGUAUGGACUGUGAAGUAGGCCUGCGUCGGCGAACGUACAAUGUGUUGGCAGGCUCAGUAUUAAGUGUUUGGGCAAGAGUGGAGAAUGUAUUAGCGGCAAAGACAGGACACAACUCAAAAAUGCAGGUGGUUCGUCUUCGUACUGGAGAAGGCGUGAAGAUAGUUGGUACGUUGAUCCCUAAGAGCUGUGUGGAAGCCCUGAGGGAUGCACUCUCAGCUGAUGCAGAAAAAACAGACGAGCAAACAUUUUGAAGGAAAGGAGAUGUCUAGGUUACACGGACCAAGCUGCUCUAUGGCUGCGGCAUGAAGGCGGGCAGCAACGUAACCUUCUGUAUUGUGUUCCCAUCUUACUUUUAUUAAACAUUGUCUCUGCCUCGUGAA